Molecule: messenger RNA, 1531 nt
Organism: Stereum hirsutum FP-91666 SS1
Lineage: Eukaryota; Fungi; Basidiomycota; Agaricomycetes; Russulales; Stereaceae
Product: clathrin adaptor mu subunit
Exons: 8
Coding region: 1-1404 (467 amino acids)
Biological process (GO): intracellular protein transport; endocytosis
Cellular component (GO): cytoplasmic vesicle; clathrin adaptor complex
Source: RefSeq, a predicted model, not a curated record
AUGGCCAUCGACGGCCUCAUCGUGCUCGAGAACACCGGCAGGCCUAUCGUCCAGACCGCAUUUCGCGCAUUCUCGGCCGCAUAUCCUCUCCUCCACAUCGAUGCCUUCAUCCACGCCGUAGACAAGGCAAAGCGCAGACAGGACGUAGACCCCGUUCUCUUCGUCCCCACCUUUGAGAACGAUGCACCCAGCGCAUGUUGUCAUCUCGAACACGGAGGCCUUACUUUCUUGUGUCCCGUUAGCGGUGACAUCGAUCCGCUAUACGCCUUCGCGUUCCUCCAGACCUUCAUCGAGAUUCUCCAGGAUUAUUUUGGAAAUAUAAGCGGCCCUACCAUCAGGGACAACUUCGAUGUCGUUUACCAGCUCCUCGAAGAGACGUUGGACUCCGGAGGGCAUCCUCUCACUACGUCGCCCAACGCACUCAAAGACAUCGUCUUGCCGCCCUCACUCCUCCACAAGAUCCUUUCCGUGGCAGGUGUUGCCGGUCUAUCGACGCCCGGAGCUCAGGGAGGACACAACAUGGGCGCUUUUGCUAGUCCUAUACCAUGGAGAAAGGCAGGCGUCCGGUACAACAGUAACGAGAUCUAUUUUGACAUCGUCGAAGUGCUGAAAGCGGUCACGAACAAGACUGGAUCAGUGAUCAACAGCACUGUCCUCGGCAAGGUUGAAGCCAACUGUCACCUCUCAGGCACACCGGACCUCUCCCUGACCUUCACAAACCCGAAUGUCAUCUCAGAGCCGGCUUUCCAUCCUUGCAUACGCCUCACCCGUUUCGCCCAGUCCAAGGUGCUUUCGUUCGUGCCUCCGGACGGACAUUUUACCCUCAUGGAAUACCACUAUUCGCCGUCCGCUGCAUCACAGAGUUCCGGUUCCAAAGGAUCAUCUGCACCGACCCCGACUACCGGACCUGCGCCGAUUCCUAUUACUGCCGCUGCGCAAGCGCAGACUCAGGUUCAGAUCCCGUUCAUCGUGAAGCCCAACCUGAGAGUACAUGAUAAUGGCGGCUCGCUCGAUAUCACCGUCACGUCUCGCGCUACGACACGCACGAUAGAUGAUUUUGUCCUGGAAGUUUAUCUCGGGGAGGGUACGACGAGUGCGAGCUGUACAGUUGGUGGAGGUGCGGAAUGGACGUACAUCCCGACCAGACAAGUCCUGCGCUGGACAAUACCCAUCAUCCAUCCUUCAUCUGGUCGUUGGAACCUCCAGGGAACCUUUACAUCGUCAGCGUCAAGUCCUCGACCCUCGCGAUCCCUUCUUACAACAUUCGCAUUAUCCUCUCACCUAUUUUCAGCUUUGAAAGUAGACCAGCUGAAGGUUACGGGGGAGACGUAUAAGCCUUAUAAGGGGGUGAGAGGGAGGAGCGAGGGUAAUGUAGAAUGGAGGGUGGAUUGGCUUGUCGAUUGAGAAAAGAAGAGUCAACGGACUUCAAAGAACUGCUACUUCCAUGGUCUUUGUGCAGAAGACCACGGUAAGAUACUUACUGUACACUAUACUCCUGACUCAAGAAAAUUCGACGUCAAUCGUGAACGGC